Molecule: messenger RNA, 1293 nt
Organism: Aspergillus nomiae NRRL 13137
Lineage: Eukaryota; Fungi; Ascomycota; Eurotiomycetes; Eurotiales; Aspergillaceae
Product: putative C-14 sterol reductase
Exons: 4
Coding region: 1-1293 (430 amino acids)
Biological process (GO): brassinosteroid biosynthetic process; cholesterol biosynthetic process
Cellular component (GO): endoplasmic reticulum membrane
Molecular function (GO): 7-dehydrocholesterol reductase activity
Source: RefSeq, a predicted model, not a curated record
AUGCUCCAUAAUCGAGCGCCAUCCGCUACAAGAAUCAGCGGCAAACCACAUAUUUAUUUGAAAGCCGAUGGCAAGCAGCAAAACACAGGAAACAGCUUUUGGGGUCGUCGCAGUCAUGUUUCUGCUUUUUCUGGCCUCCUAAGUUUGCUUUUCGCAAUUGGCACGUUUCUUUUCGUGCAGUUUCUUCGUAUCUGCCUCGAGCAUUUCGACGGCUCUCUACGGCAGGGCUUGUUUGAGCUACUGGUAUACUCAUCACCGAUAGACCUUUUUCGACACUAUCUUCCUGAAAUGUCCUAUGGCCAUGUGAUGGCGUAUGCGAGCUGGAUAAUUUCUCAGGGACUGUUGUACUCCCUUCUUCCCGGGAAGACCGUCUAUGGGCCACCAACACCGGGAGGGAAUACUUUGCCCUACCGGAUAAACGGACUGUUGUCGUGGUGUGUCACAGUUGGUACAGUCAUUCUGGCCGCUUGUAUAGGAGGUGUUGAGGUAGUUGCAAGCUUAGCCCAAAAUUGGGCAGGAGUAUUAGCCGCAGCGAACGUCUAUGGACUAGUAUUGCCAGCUCUGGCUGUGGCGAAGGGUCAUAUGUGGCCGAGCUUUAAGACCGAUCGGCGGCUGAGUGGCUCUAUCUUUCACGAUUUUCUGGUUGGUGUUGAACUGAAUCCCCGGCUGGGUCGGCACUGGGAUCUGAAGAUGUUCCAAGUUGGCCGUCUAGGAAUGAACUCCUGGGUAGUGAUGUACCUUACAACCAUAGACAUUGCCCAUGACCACUUCGGCUUCACCCUCGCCUGGGGCUCUGCCGUUUGGUUACCCAUGGUCUAUACUGUGCAAGCCCAAUACUUGGCCUUACAUCCAGUUGAGCUCUCUUCAUUCACAUUCAGCGCGAUCCUUGGAACAGGUAUCUUGAGCUAUGUGCUAUUUCGUCUUGCCAACCACCAGAAACAUCAUUUCCGACAAACGAAGGGCAAUUGCCAGAUUGCCGGUAGCAAGCCUCGCGUGAUCAGGGCCCAGUAUACUACGGCGAAGGGGAAAGUCCACGAGACAUUUUUGCUGUAUUCUGGCUGCUGGGGGAUUGUGCGCCAUCCCAACUAUGUUGGUGACAUUGUUUUCUCUUUCUGCACGUGCGUGUGCUGUGGAUGGUCCCAUGUUCUACCGUAUAUCUAUUUCAUCUAUAUGACUAUACUGCUGGUCCACCGGUGCCAUCGGGAUGAGAAGCGGUGUUCAGCUAAGUACGGGUCACGGUGGGAGGAGUAUCAGCAGAUGGUGCGGUGGAGGAUGAUCCCUGGAUUAUUCUGA